AUGAUUGAUGAAGAUGGUUAAGUGGAACUUGGGAUUCAAGGAACACUCCUGGCAAAUACAACGCAUCUAUGCCUACACCAACAAGCAACGGUCAUGCCUCUCGCGUGCAGAUUCAAGAACCAAGAAUAAUGUCUCCUCUUCCUCCUUCUUCUUCUCCAAUCGCCUUCAAGGAACAACAAGGUAGACCACCUCCAACAACACAACAAACCAUAGCAGGAAAACUCUUUAGAACUCUUUUCAAGGGUCUUCUCUUCUCACAACUAACCUUAAUCUCACUUUUGGUGAUCGUUCUCACCAUUCGCGGUCUCAUCUCAGCAAGUACACACCAUUUCCACCUCAAGAAAUGGUACCCUCCUUUACUAGCAUCUGUUGCUGUCUCAGGAAUUGCAUCUUUAGCAUGGCAAUGCAUCUUUAUCUACAAUCCAUCAAGAGCAGUCAAAGCAACGUUCUGGCUUAGUCCAAUACUCACCUGCUCGGUAGGAAUCUUGCUUGUUUUGAUUGGCUCAGCGGUAGAUGCAGGUAUAGGUGCAGUGUUUGUCCUUUUCGCCAUUACUCAGUCCCUCUAUGGUUGCUGGAUUACUCCGAGGCUUGAGUACACCGAUAAAAUAUUAUCACUUGCCACAGCAUUUCCACCUGCAAGAACCAGAGAAGUAGUCUGCUUAUCAAUCAUAGUCAGUGUCGUUUACUCUGGUUUCUUGGUGACUGGAAUUGGAGGAGCAACUUCCACUAGAACAAAUCUUGAUAUCUUGUUCAUAUCCGUAAUCAUAAUAAGCUUAGCAUGGACGAUGCAAGUUAUCAAGAAUGUUCAACAAGUUGCGAUUUCACGGGCGAGAUAUGUAAACUUUGCACAUGGAGAAGAUAUGGACGCUUGGAAUGCUUUCCGCAUCACUAUGAAACACUUGACUGGGAGCAUCUGCGUUGGCUCGACGCUUGUUCCAAUCAUCGUAUUCAUAAGAGGAUCAAUAAGAAGUGUUAAUCUAAUGUCAGGGAGCAGCGAUGAGGUCAUGUAUUCAGGUGCUGAUUGCUUCUCUACCAUUGCUAACAAACUCAUUACACUUGGAAACAGAUGGGGCUUUGUACAUGUUGGAACCUAUGAUAAAGGAUUCAUGGAGGCUUCGAGUGAUACCUGGAAGAAGUUCAGAAGCACAACAGGGUUGGAGAAACUGAUUGACUCGGAUCUCACUAGCUCCUUCUGUUUUCUCAGUGCUGUUUCUGUUGGAGCUGUCUCUUCAUUAACUGCUGGGAUAUGGAUGUUGUUAAUACACAAGGACUAUGCCCUGGAAGUGACUCUCUAUGCUUUCAUAAUUGGAUAUUUUGUGGGAAGGGUAGGUUUGGCGUGGCUACAGGCAUGUGUAUUGGCUUACUAUGUAGCUUAUUCUGAAGAUCCUCAGAGCAUGAGAUUUGAUGGAACAAUUCCACAACGUAUUCAGCGUCUUCAAAUGUUAAGUGCUCACCGAGAUAACAGGGAGCUUGAGGUGGGUAGAGACAGAGAAGAAGAUAGUUAUAACAAUUGUUGAGUCAUGAAGGAGUCUCGCUACAUACAUGUAAAGAAAAACAAGGAUUACUACUUUAUUUCUUCAAACUUAUAGAUUCUUCUAUUGAUAGGCAAAAAUCUUAGCUUCAAUGUGUUUAUAUGUAUGCCAAAACUCCAACUAAAGAAAGAAUGCACAUACUUUUUCU
Messenger RNA from Arabidopsis thaliana (thale cress), 1680 nucleotides. Its product is annotated as Plasma-membrane choline transporter family protein. The record is from RefSeq and is marked reviewed. NCBI's taxonomy places the organism in Eukaryota, Viridiplantae, Streptophyta, Magnoliopsida, Brassicales, Brassicaceae. Gene Ontology annotation, molecular function: transmembrane transporter activity. The transcript has 3 exons. Gene Ontology annotation, cellular component: membrane; plasma membrane. Gene Ontology annotation, biological process: transmembrane transport. The coding region runs from base 69 to 1517 and encodes 482 amino acids.